Molecule: messenger RNA, 690 nt
Organism: Dioszegia hungarica
Lineage: Eukaryota; Fungi; Basidiomycota; Tremellomycetes; Tremellales; Bulleribasidiaceae
Product: CAP domain-containing protein
Exons: 5
Coding region: 1-690 (229 amino acids)
Cellular component (GO): extracellular region
Source: RefSeq, a predicted model, not a curated record
AUGCUUUUCACCACGGUCCUCCCUUUCCUCGCUGUCUUCGCGAUCCCCGCGUUCUGUGCACCAGCCUCUGCGGACCAGGUCGUCCCAUCCGCCAAGGCUUGCCCUGGCAAAGCAUACCGCACGGUCAUCCGUAAUGCUCCGUCCAGCACCUCGACAUCGGUCGCUGCAUCUGCCAGCCCGGUGCCGAGUCUUCAGACCAGUAACCUUGCAGCGACCGGUGGCGCACCGGCUGGCGAUGCGACCACCCUGCUCAACCUUCACAACAGCUUCCGCGCUCAGUAUGGGGCCAAAGCUUUGACCUGGAGUUCCGAGCUCGCCACCUAUGCUACCAACUACGCUGGCGGGUGCAAGUUUGCGCACUCCAAGGGACCUUACGGCGAGAACCUGGCUGCUGGAUACGGUGGCGGCUACUCGGUCACCUCGGCCUUCAACUCCUGGGCUAAUGAAGCUGCCAAGUACGACUGGAACGCGCCCGGCUUCAGCUCUGCCACCGGCCACUUCACUCAGGUCGUCUGGAAAGCUACCACCGAGGUUGGAUGCGGCGUCGUUUCGUGUGCGGACGGGACGAUCUUCUCGGGGACACAGGGGCAGAAGACGAGCUAUGUGAUUUGCGAGUACAGGAAGCCGGGCAAUGUGGUCGGCAACAACAACCAGUACUUCACGGACAACGUCGGGACGAAGCAGAGCUAA